CUUUUCGAUCGCGGACCGCGCUCAGUUACGAGCGGACCUCUGACGGGAGCGGAACUUGAAAAAAGUCCCGCCCAACAGCCCAGAACAGAGAUGAUCUUCUCGCGGAUCAGGAACUUAGUGUGGGCACCCAGUGCCUUGCUGUGCUGUCUGUUGGUUGUGAGUAGUUUAUUAGUGAGCAAUGUAGACUGUGCAAAAAAGGCUGCCCCGGCCGCCUCGGACGCCACGAUCGAGGAAGUUUCGGCCAAACAGUUGGAACGGUUACUAGAGGAUAAGGAUUACGUCGCGGUGUAUUGGUACGCCCGAAGUUGUACGACAUGCGAUACAGUAUUAGCCGAACUCGAGCACAUCGACGAUGACACCGACUCGUUCGGUGUCGAUUUCGUCAAAAUCAACGACAAACGACUAGCGAAACAGUAUGGCAUCACGAAAUUCCCCGCCCUCACCUAUUUCAGAGAAAAAGAACCCAUCAUCUACGAAGGUGACCUGAUGGACGAGGCCGGCGUGCUGGACUUCCUCACGUCGCUCGAAGCAAUGGACCUGCCGGACCGGAUCGAGGAAGUCAAUGCCAAGAUCCUGUCGAAAAUCAUCGAGGACUCCGACUACGUGGCCGUCCUCUUCUGCACAAAUCACGAAAACUGUCCACCCGGAAACAACAAUGAGCCCGAAUGCAAGAAGUGCAUCAAGGCCCUCCAGGAGCUGGAAAACAUUGACGACGAAGCCGACGAACUGGACAUCGGUUUCGUCAAGAUCCACGACGAAGCCCUGGCCGAAGAGUACAACCUGGGACCACUGCCAAAGCUGGUGUACUACCGACAUCAGACUCCGAUCGUCUACGAGCAUGAACUCCAGCGGGAAGAAGAUGUGCUGGAAUGGCUCGUGGAGAACAAGGCUACCGGCGACGAGGACGACGUGAUCGAGGAGGUCAACGCCAAGACGCUCAAGACUCUGAUUGCCAACAUCGACAAUCUGGUCGUGUUGUUCUAUGAUGAAGGAGACGAAGAAUCGGAAAACGUCCUGCACGAGUUGGAGAACAUCGAUGACGACUGUGCCAAGCACGGCAUUCAGUUUGUCAAGAUCGACGACGCCAAGGUGUCCAAGGAGUACGGCAUCGAUGAUAUCCCAGCCAUCGUCUAUUUCGAGAAGGAGAUUCCCAACGUGUACGACGAUGACCUCAGCGACGAGGAGGAAAUCCUGCAGUGGCUGCUGUCGCAGCUGGAAAAGGACGAGAUCGAGGAUGUCACCGACGAGAUGCUGGACAAACUGAUCAAGGAGGGCAAAUCCGUUGCCGUUAUGUUCUAUGACAACAACGACAAGGCGUCCGACAAGAUCCUGGACGAGCUGGAAUCCAUCGACGACGAAUGCGAUCAGCUCGGUAUCAACUUCGUCAAGAUGGACGAUACCGAAGAAGCCAAGGACUACGGUGUUACCACGUUCCCAACGCUGGUGUACUUCGAGCAGGGAAUUCCAACGGUCUUCGAAGGUGACCUGGAGAACGAGGAGGAUGUGCUGGAGUGGCUCGAGCGUCAGACCAGCUCGGACGAGAUCGAGGACGUCACCGACGAGAUGUUGGACAUGAUCAUCGAAAAGAUGCCACACGUUGCCGUCCUGUUCUACGACAAGGACUCCAAGACGUCCCAGAAGGUGCUGGCCGAGUUGGAGAACAUUGACGACGAGUGCGACCAGAAUGAUAUUGCUUUUGUCAAGAUCGAUGACGACAACGAGGCUAAGGAGUGGGGUAUUGAAGAGCUACCCACUAUGAUCCUGUUCGAACGCGGCAUUCCACACAUCUAUGAAGGAGAUCUAAUGCGGGAGGAGGAGCUGUUGGGCUGGUUGGUGCACCAGAAGAGACAUUCGGAAAUUCCGGAAAUUACCGACGAAAUGAAGGACAAGCUGAUGCGCACCUACGAUCACGUCGCGAUCAUCUUCUACGACAAAGAUGACAAGCAGGAUAUCCGCGUGCUGAACGAACUGGAGAACAUCGAUGACGAGCUUGAAAAGGAAGAAAUCGUCAUUGCCCGUCUGGAUAACGCCGAGGAAGCCCGUGAGUACGGUCUGGAUCACCUUCCAGCGCUCGUCUACUUCGAGAACCAGAUUCCAGCCGUGUACGAGGGUGACCUGAUGAACGAAGAGGAAGUCCUGGAGUGGCUCAAGCUGCAAAAGUACUCGGCCACCAUUGAGGAGGUCACCGAUGAAAUUCUUCAGGAUCUGAUCGAGGAGCACGAGUACGUUUGCGUAUACUUCAGCGGAGAAUGCGAGGAAGGUGAAAAGUGCGACAAGAUUCUGGACGAUCUGGAGAACAUUGAUGACGAGCUUGAUGAGGCCGGUAUCAUCUUCGUCACCACUGAGGACAUGUCCACUGCCAAGAAGUACAACAUCAAGACGGUGCCAGCGCUAGUGUUCUUCCGUAACAAGGAUCCGCUGAUCUACACCGGUGAUUUGAACGAUGAGGACGAAGUUCUGACCUGGCUCACCGAUGAGGAAACACUGGAGAUUCCCGGAAAGAUCGAAGAAGUCAACAUCAAAAUGCUGGAGAAAAUCCUGGCCGAGAACGAGCACAUCGUUGUGUUCUUCUACCACGACGAGGACAAGAAGUCGCUCAAGAUCAUCAACGAGCUGGAGAACAUCGAUGACGAGUGCGAGGAGAAGGACAUCAACUUUGUCAAGACCUCAGACGACGACGUCGACAAGGAGUACGAUCUGGAACAGCUUCCCGCGUUGGUGUUCUACCGCCACAAGUUCCGUACCAUCUACAGCGGAGAUCUGAUGAACGAAGAUGAGAUCCUCGAGUGGGUGCUGCAGCAGCACGAGUCGAAACCAGAGGUGAUCGAAUCGGUUGAUCGCAAGACCCUGCAGGUCCUGGUCAACGAGAUUGAACAUCUGGCUGUGCUAUUCUAUGAUGAUGAUUGUGAGACGUGCCCUAAAAUUCUGGAGAAACUGGAAACCAUUGAUGACGAUACGGACAAGCACCACAUUCAGUUCGUCAAGGCCAACGAUGAGAAACUGGCACAUGAGAUCGGAAUCUUCUCGUUUCCAGCCUUGGUCUACUAUGAAACCGGUGUCCCGAUUAUGUAUGAUGGUGACCUCAUGAACGAGUUCGACGUGAUGGACUGGAUCACCGACCAAACCACCGACGAGAGUAUCGAGGAAGUGGAUCGCGACGAGCUGUUCGAGCUGAUCGACUCCAAAGACUUCCUGGCUGUAGUCUUCUACUUGGAAGAGGACGAAAACAGCCCCAAGGUGCUGCGGCACAUCGAGUUGAUCGACGACGAAGCGGCCGAGUACGGAAUCACGCUGGUCAAGUGCUCGGAUCGGUUGAUGGCCAAGAAGUACGGCUUCCGUAAUCCCCCGGGGGUGACGUACUUCCGCAAGAGCAAGGCCAUUAACUACGACGGGGACAUCGACGACGAGGAGGAACUGCUCGACUGGCUGACCAACCCGCACAACAUGGAGAUGACGGACCACAUCGAGAAGGUGAACCGCAAGAUGUUCCACAAGAUCCGACAGGCGUCCGAUUAUUUGGCCGUGUUUUUCUACAGCGAAGACUGUAAGCAAUGUCCCCGAGUGCUUGCCGAGAUCGAACACAUCGACGACGAAGCCGAUGGUGCCGGAAUCAACUUUGUCAAAAUCGACGACAAACAGAUGGCCAAGGAGUUGGGCGUCUACGCUUUGCCCGGAAUUGUGUUCUUCAAGCUGAGCUCCAAGGAUCCGGUCAUCUACGCCGGCGACCUGAACAACGAAGACGAAAUCCUCAACUGGUUGAUGACGCAGAAAAACCCCGGUGGCGACGUUAUCGAGGACCUGGAUGGAUCCAAGCUGCUCGCCCUCAUCGAAGACUCCAGCGCGUUGGCAGUGUACUUCUGGAACAAAACGACUUGCAAUAUCUGCAAUACUAAGCUCGCGCGCAAGCUCCGCAAGGCCAAAGAGCGUACUAAAGAACGUCGGGGAUUGGUCCGUCCGGAUACAUCAGCCGAAGUGCAGGAGGAAGCCGACGACGCAGAUGCAGCGAAUGGAUCGUCCUCAGAGGAUGCUGACAAUUGCGAACAGUGUUCGAGUGUUCUUGAGUCGCUGGAAAACAUCGAUGACGAUUGCGACCGACACGGAAUCAUGUUUGUCAAGACCGAUGACUUCUCGAUUGCGGAGCACUACGGAAUUACGGAUUAUCCAGUUUUGGUGUAUUUUGAGGACAAUAUUCCCAAUGUGUUUGAAGGAUCUCUGGAUGAGGAAGAAGAAGUUCUCCAAUGGCUCAUCACGCAGAAGACCGAAGACCGCAUCGAGCUCAUCACCAGAGUGAUGUUGGAGGACAUGGUUGAGGAGACUCAAUAUCUGGCCGUCUACUUCUACAAAUACCAACCACCCUCUUACUGCCGAAGUUUUUGUUCAGCUGAAAACAUGCGAAAGCGAAAGGAAAUGACUCGCGCGGGCGCAUCAGACAAGAUCAACUGCAACAUCUGCGAUCAGAUCCUCGAAGGUCUGGAAGUGAUCGACGAUGAGCUGGACGUGUUCGGUAUUCAUAUGGUCAAGAUUCAGGACCCACAGCUGGCCAAACGCUACUCCAUCAAGACUUUCCCGGCGUUGGUGUACUUCAGAAACGGAAACCCCCUGCUGUACGAAGGAGAUCUACAGAGUGAACAGUCGGUACUGGAGUGGCUCAUCGACGACGAUAACCGGGAGCUGGCCGACGAAAUCGAAGAAGUUAACGAACGCAUGUUGGACAGGCUGAUGGAGCAGUCCCCGCUGCUUUGCGUAUUCUACUAUGACGAGGAUUGUCAGGAAUGUGAGGACAUUCUUGAAGAGCUAGAGAUGAUCGACGGUGAGGUUGAUUUGUACGGCAUCGACUUCGUAAAGGUCGCCAGUUUGAACGCUGCUCACAAGUAUGGAGUUACCACCAUCCCAUCGCUGGUUUACUACAGAAAACAAAUCCCGAUGUUGUACGACGGAGACCUACAUGAUCAUCAGCGCGUCAUGAACUGGUUGACAUCCCAAGAUGUUUUCGAAAUCAAGAACGAGAUUGAGGAGGUUAACAGGAAGAUGUUGAACAAGCUGCUCGACGAGAACGAAUUUCUGGCCGUCUACUUCUUCGAAGAAGACCACGCCGAGAGUGACGCCGUCCUGGAGAAACUCGAGCUGAUCGAUGGCGAAACCGACAACUUGGACAUUCCCAUGGUCAAGAUGGGAGAUCCACGAUACGCCCGCAAGUGGGGAGUCACGAAACUGCCAGCCAUCGUGUACUUCCGCAAGCGGUUCCCCAGCAUUUACCGUGGCGACAUGUACGACGAGCAGGACGUACUGGAGUGGCUGCGGAAGAACCGCUUCCGCCAGCCCGAGCUCAACAUUCUGAUGUACGGAUGCAUCGCAACGGCGCUAGGAUUCGUCGUCUACACGGCGUUCCUGUUGCAGUGCUUCAAGCCAACGCCUCCACCACCGGUACAGCAUCCCAAGCAGAAUUAGAGCACCAUAGUGAAAAACUUCUUUUGUUUAUUUUGAACUUCACAACCAGCUCUUUGACAGAUGGAACUGUCGCAAGACAUUUUUUUAAUUCAUAGGCUAGUUUAGUAGCAAGAUAAUUUUUGAGUAAUUUGUAAUGGUAUGAUUUGUAUCAAACAGAGAAUAAAUUACUUCUCGAACAUUUAAAACAGUUUGGCAAAACCAUUUUUAUUAGAAAAUCACAUGUUUCAAGCACUCGACCGUCGAACAAAGAAUCGUUUAAUCGAGAGCACCGAAAACUCACUUUUUGUUAGUAGCUAAAACAGAUUAAUUGUAGUAGAAUUUCUCACAAUAUAGAUAGUUAAACAAAAAAAAUUGUAAAAAGAGAUAAUAAGAGGCAACGAAAACAGAAACUUGUAAAAAUUGAAACCAUGCAUUUUUAGUAGACAUACUGUACUGAUGUAAAAACAAAAGAUGCAAAAUAUUAAUCUUAAGUCGUCCUGCAACACUUGGAACUCGCCAAGUGAAAAAUCAAUCAUCAAUCGUACCAC
Molecule: messenger RNA, 5975 nt
Organism: Aedes albopictus (Asian tiger mosquito)
Lineage: Eukaryota; Metazoa; Arthropoda; Insecta; Diptera; Culicidae
Gene: hlk
Exons: 25
Coding region: 91-5448 (1785 amino acids)
Source: RefSeq, a predicted model, not a curated record